Ramularia collo-cygni is the source of this 1005-nucleotide messenger RNA. RefSeq names its product probable glyoxylate reductase. The transcript is spliced from 7 exons. The record is from RefSeq and is a predicted model, not a curated record. Gene Ontology annotation, molecular function: hydroxypyruvate reductase [NAD(P)H] activity; glyoxylate reductase (NADPH) activity; NAD binding. NCBI's taxonomy places the organism in Eukaryota, Fungi, Ascomycota, Dothideomycetes, Mycosphaerellales, Mycosphaerellaceae. The coding region runs from base 1 to 1005 and encodes 334 amino acids. Gene Ontology annotation, cellular component: cytosol.
AUGGGGAAACCUCAAGUUCUUUUCAUCGGGAAAAUCUACCACGCCCACAAUGCUUACAACGAUCUCGCCGCGGAUGUUGAGAUCAUCACUUCCAAUGCCUCAUGCAGAAGCGAGUUCAUUGAAGAGUGCAAGAGCGGCAAGCUCGACAAUGUCGUUGCAGUGUUUCGCACCUUUGUCUCCGUUUCCAUUACCGGCCUGUGGGAUGCAGAAUUGGUGAAUGCUUUACCGCAGAGCAUCAAGUUCUGCUGUCAUAACGGAGCGGGAUAUGACCAGAUCGAUGUCGCUGCUUGCUCAGCGCGGGAACCUCCUCUUCGGGUGUCAAAUGUGCCUACUGCAGUAGACGAUUCCACUGCCGACACAGCAGUGUUCUUGCUCCUCGGAGCAUUGAGAGGUUUCAAUUAUAGCAUGUCCACGCUCCGAGAGGGAAAAUGGCGAGGAAACCCGAGCGCACCAAUGGGCCACGAUCCACAAGGAAAAGUCAUUGGUAUUCUUGGGAUGGGAGGUAUCGGACGAAACAUGAAGAAGAAGACUGAUGCUUUUGGCAUGACAACCAUCUACCACAACCGCAACAAACUCAGCGAUGAGUUAGCCGGAGGAGCACAGUACGUUUCCUUCGACGAACUCCUCGCCCAGUCAGAUGUCAUCAGUCUGAACCUCCCCCUCAACAAACACACGCAUCACAUCAUCAGCGCAGAACAAUUCGCAAAAAUGAAGAAAGGAGUCAUCAUCAUCAACACCGCACGUGGAGCUGUCAUGGAUGAAGACGCUCUAGUCCAAGCCCUAGAAUCGGGGCAAGUAGGAUCUUGUGGACUAGACGUCUUCGAAGAGGAGCCGAAAGUCCAUCCAGGACUUCUUGCAAAUCCUAGUGUUAUGCUUUUACCGCAUAUGGGAACGCAUUCGAUUGAAACGUACAUCAAGAUGGAAACUUGGGCGCUCGACAAUGUACGACAGGCCAUCGAGUAUGGAACGCUCAAGAGUCCUGUAACGGAGCAGAAGGAUCUAUGA